AUGGCUGCUGUCACUGAUUAUGGACUCUCGAAUCACCGCCUUCGCCACCGGAUCGUCAACUCCUCCAUGACCGCGACCAGGUAUUAUCUUCAUCUCAGAUUCUUGAAUGUUACUCUCUUCUUCUCUUCAUUGAGCCUCUCCUUAUUUAGGAUUAUUUUUGGAGGAGUUCCAUUUGGGCGGUGCUUCGGGUUUGGUGGUUGGGUUUGUCUUGCCGACGCUUUUGGGUUGCUUUUGGCUUCUUCCGUCUUCCAAAGUGAAAUUGGUUCUACCUUGAUAGUGAUCGCAUUGAUUCGGCUUUGAUCUCAUUCGCUCAGGUACUUCGAUAUGGUUCCUUUGGUUAGAUUGGCCGUUUGAAUUUUUGAUUUGGCUUGCAUGUUGGUUUUGUAUCAGAUUGAGUGUCACUGUUUUGCGGAGGUUUUUUGAUAGACUUCAGAUUUUGGCAUUGAAAUUGUAUACGUAGCUCCAAGUUCGUAGGCUCUAAAUUUCUGCAUAUAUAUACAUGUCCCAUAGCAUACUCAUUUUCCAUAUAUACAUAUGA
Molecule: messenger RNA, 538 nt
Organism: Fragaria vesca subsp. vesca
Lineage: Eukaryota; Viridiplantae; Streptophyta; Magnoliopsida; Rosales; Rosaceae
Exons: 3
Coding region: 1-300 (99 amino acids)
Source: RefSeq, a predicted model, not a curated record